UUCUACUACUUGAUAGGAAGCCACUGAGCAUUUUUUUCGGAGCGUCACCGAAAAGAUCUCUACUUCCUUUGCUUGUCAAAACCAUUGCCAAGCUCUAAGAAGCUUCCACAAAGCAAGGCAUUUCGCCAUUUGCGCAGUUUCUUUUUUUUUUCCUUAAACGAAGCCUUUCCGGUAAUUUUAUGCCACUGCGUGAGGAUUCUGAAAUAACUUUGCUGGCGCCUGAUACAUCGGAAGGAGCUAUGGGCACGUUACGCGAUCUCCAGUACGCGCUGCAGGAGAAAAUCGAGGAGUUGAGGCAGCGAGACGCGCUCAUUGACGAGUUGGAGCUAGAGCUUGACCAAAAAGACGAAUUGAUACAAAAGCUGCAGAACGAACUGGAUAAGUACCGCUCCGUCAUCCGACCGGCCACUCAACAAGUCCACAAGCAGAGCGUUCUGCAGGAGCAGCAACGGACGAAGAGACAAGCCAUAUCCGCCGAGCCUACCGCCUUUGACAUUCAAGAUCUCAGUCACGUCACCCUUCCCUUCUACCCGAAGAGUCCUCAGUCCAAAGAGCUGAUCAAGGAGGCCAUCUUGGACAAUGACUUCAUGAAAAACCUGGAGAUGUCUCAGAUCCAGGAGAUCGUGGACUGCAUGUAUCCCGUCGAGUAUAGCAAAGAGAGUUGCAUCAUCAAGGAGGGGGAUGUGGGCUCUCUGGUUUAUGUGAUGGAAGAUGGGAAGGUGGAGGUGACGAAGGAGGACGUGAAGCUGUGCACCAUGGGACCGGCCAAGGUGUUUGGCGAGCUGGCCAUCCUCUACAACUGCACCCGAACUGCCACCGUCAAGACUCUGACCAGUGUGAAGCUGUGGGCCAUUGACCGCCAGUGUUUCCAGACCAUCAUGAUGAGAACGGGCCUCAUCAAGCAGACUGAAUACAUGGAGUUCCUCAAGAGUGUUCCAACUUUUCAAGGCCUUCCAGAGGAGAUUCUCAGCAAGCUGGCAGACGUGCUGGAAGAGACCCACUAUGGAGAUGGGGAGUACAUCAUCAGACAGGGGGCACGAGGAGACACCUUCUUCAUCAUCAGCAAGGGGAAGGUGAACGUCACACGGGAAGACUCGCCCAAUGACGCACCCGUGUACCUGCGAGCUCUUGUCAGAGGAGACUGGUUUGGGGAGAAAGCCCUUCAAGGGGAGGACAUCCGAACGGCCAAUGUCAUCGCAGCGGAAGCCGUCACCUGUCUGGUCAUCGACAGAGACUCAUUUAAACACCUGAUUGGGGGUCUGGACGAUGUCUCCAACAAAGGAUAUGAAGACACAGGAGCCAAAGCCAAAUACGAAGCCGAGAACGCCUUCUACACCAACCUGAAGCUGGCAGACUUCAAUAUCGUCGACACCCUUGGGGUUGGAGGCUUCGGCCGUGUGGAGCUGGUUCAGCUCAAAAGUGAGGAGACCAAAACGUUUGCGAUGAAGAUUCUGAAGAAGAGGCACAUCGUGGACACUCGGCAACAGGAGCACAUCCGCUCCGAGAAGCAGAUCAUGCAAGAGGCUCACUCCGACUUCAUCGUGAGAUUGUACCGGACAUUUAAGGACAGCAAGUACCUGUACAUGCUUAUGGAGGCCUGUUUGGGAGGAGAACUAUGGACCAUACUGAGGGACAGGGGUUCAUUCGAGGACGCCACGACACGAUUUUACACAGCCUGUGUAGUGGAAGCCUUCGCUUACCUGCAUUCCAAAGGAAUCAUUUACCGGGAUCUGAAGCCAGAGAAUCUUAUCCUGGAUCACCGAGGCUAUGCCAAGCUGGUAGAUUUUGGUUUCGCUAAGAAGAUUGGAUUUGGGAAGAAGACGUGGACCUUCUGUGGCACUCCGGAGUAUGUAGCACCGGAGAUCAUCCUAAACAAAGGUCACGACAUUUCAGCAGACUACUGGUCCCUUGGCAUCUUGAUGUAUGAGCUGCUGACAGGAAGCCCGCCUUUCUCGGGACCUGAUCCAAUGAAGACAUACAACAUCAUUCUGAGAGGUAUCGACAUGAUAGAAUUUCCAAAGAAGAUCACCAAGAAUGCUGGCAACUUAAUCAAGAAACUAUGCAGGGACAAUCCUUCGGAGAGGCUUGGAAAUUUGAAAAACGGUGUUAAAGACAUCCAAAAGCACAAGUGGUUUGAGGGGUUUAACUGGGAAGGUUUGAGGAAAAUGACCCUAGCUCCUCCUAUCAUCCCUGGGGUUUCAUCUCCAACCGACACAAGCAACUUUGACAGUUUCCCCGAGGACAGCGAUGACCCACCUCCAGACGAUAACUCGGGGUGGGACACAGACUUUUAAACUGUGUCCGCCUCUCCAGAGACUGAGUACACAUACACACACACCCCCUCAACAUAUCCACCCCAACCCCCACCCCCCACGCCUCUCCAGUCCCAUCCACGCAGGAGAGUUUUUAAAACUGUGAGUGAUUUGAGUGUGUGUGCUGGAGAGGGACUGGUUCUUCUGCGCGCGCGAGGACUUACGUACGCUACAUGCGUUAGCCGUGAAGAGUUUAGCGGACGCCGGCGACAAGAUGGAGGACAAACAGAGAUGCGGCGGAGGGAGAGAGGCAGGAAGUGGGGAAGGAACCAGACCUUCGCUUGUCCACACCAGUCGACCCAGGUGCCUUGGCCCAUGCUGUCUUUCUUUCUCUCUCUCUCUCUCUCUCUCUCUCUCUCUCUCUCUCUCUCUCACACUCUACUUCUCCCUGUCUCACUCACUUUCUCUCUCGAUCCAUGAGGCAUUGGGAUGACCUUUGACCUGUUGGGCCUUCACUGAUCCAUUCCCAUCACGCCACCUGUGUCAUCUUGACCACAACUCAUCAUCCUCACCUUCCACCCCCCCACCCCCCACCCCCACCCCACGCUCCAUCAGCCAUCUCAUCCCAGGCCAGGGGUGGAGAGUCGAAAUGCAGCAGACUGCCCGCUUCUUAUUUAUUUAUUUUUGAUCACCACCAUCAAUACUGUUUCCGGCAGCACAGCUACGAGGCAGACAAUUGGAGACUUUCCCCCUCUUUUCUUAAUGCAUUUCCACGUGAUUUUCUGUUUUGAUCCUACACAAUGCUUGAGCUGCUUGACUUCCUUGCCGUGGUACAGCUGAGCGCCCAAUGGGCUGUGCCAGCAAUACUCCGUGAUAUCGUUUGCAAUCGGGACUGGCCCCUGGGUAGAGUAACGAACUCUCCAUGCUGUGCCCUGAUCUUGAAGCCAGUGGACAUUAGGACAUUAAGUGGGGACUAUUGAUGACGUCAUAUGUAUAUAUUGGAUUUUUGUUUGUUUGUUUUUUUUAAUGAGGAUACUCACAAGGGAAGAAAAUAAUAUAGAAAACUACAUAUAUAAUCUCUCUCUAGAAAGUAACAACUCAAAUGACUGUGUCAAAUAAGGUGACACACAUGAGUCAAUAAAUAUGUUUGAUUGGAAUUUGCCUGUGCCAAUACAGCAGGUGAGAGAUAAACAAAACAAAAUAAAAGACUUGAAGAUGUCUGAAAUAAAUGACUGGGUAUUGUAGGAGGCCUACCUAAGAUCACCACCAGGGGGCAGACAUUGACCAGAGGAGCUGAACCCCAACGACUUUCAGCAGCCAGGCUCAAAAGCAAACCAUCAUGACAAAACACUACAUUAUAAAGUUGACUACAUAGACCCUAUCACUACAUUACAAGAUCAAUAACACGUUUCAACUAUCCUUUUAGUUCAAUCCUUUCUUCGUUUAGUUUCUGCCUCGGAUCUGGCCUUUGUCUAGUUUCCAUAUCCAUAUCAUCCUCACUCAAACAUUAAAAAAAAAAAAACAAGUGAAUUCUUGGAGAUUUUCAUAUCAUGAACCCAUGAAGAAACUGUGCUGGAAUACAAAUGAGGAACUAUUAUUAUUUAUUGUAUGACCAGAGGUAAAUAUUGUGUUUAUAAUAUUCAGUGCUGAUAUUUUGUGAUACGGAUAGAACAAUGUCUUGUUAGAGUAAAAUAUUAUUAUUUUUCCCAAAUAUUGGUGGUUUUGUGUUCUGUUUGUUAUUUUUGUGUUUAAAAAUAUUCAAUUUCCUCCUGAUGUUACUUCUUGUAGGUAACCUACCACUCUCACACACAUACACACACACACCUCUGUUCACCUUAUGGCUAAUGGCAUCGAUGAAAGUGCCUUAAAUUUGUGUGGCAUCCAAAAAAUCUUCUUGUUUUUGUUUUUCGAUGCUGCAUGAGCAAGGUCCAGCCACUCUCAGAAACGUCCUUACUUUGCUUUGCUUUUAUAAACGGUUCCGCUAUUUAUAUAUGCCUUUUUCUUACAAUAAAAGACAACUUUCAAAUGUG
This is a messenger RNA of Sardina pilchardus (European sardine), 4282 nucleotides long. RefSeq names its product protein kinase cGMP-dependent 1b (gene prkg1b). Gene Ontology annotation, biological process: protein phosphorylation. The transcript has 18 exons. NCBI's taxonomy places the organism in Eukaryota, Metazoa, Chordata, Actinopteri, Clupeiformes, Clupeidae. Bases 180 to 2294 code for a protein of 704 amino acids. Gene Ontology annotation, molecular function: cGMP-dependent protein kinase activity; ATP binding. The record is from RefSeq and is a predicted model, not a curated record.